Molecule: messenger RNA, 1692 nt
Organism: Tuber aestivum (summer truffle)
Lineage: Eukaryota; Fungi; Ascomycota; Pezizomycetes; Pezizales; Tuberaceae
Source: the annotation of a GenBank genome assembly
CCAAACGAUGCCUGCUUCCCCACCCCGACAGAAUGGGAAACCUUUAAUUCAACCCUGGGUGGGCAGCUAAUAAAGACCAUCCCCUUAGCCUCCCCAUGCUUCUCUCCCUCCAACUCCUCUAACCCGGAAGUGUGCGAAUACAUCCGCACCAACUGGGCUCUCUCCAGCUUCCAUGCGAGCGAUCCCACCAGCAUAACGAUGCCCAUGUGGGCAGGCACUGGAGAAUCCACACAGGGACCCUGCGUGCCCACAGGAGCCCGCUGCGACAUGGGCAACUACCCCAUCUACAGCGUAAACGUGACGAGCCCGCAGCACGUAAUCCACACAAUCGAUUUCGCCCGCAAGCGGAAUCUCAGACUCGCAAUUAAGAAUACCGGUCACGACUUCCUGGGGCGGAACAUUGGGUUCGGGGCGUUGGGAGUUUGGAUGCACAAUCUUCGCGGGCUGGAGUUUCAUAAUGACUUCAUGGGGGAGGGCAGUGCGGUUACAUUGAUGGCAGGGAUGCAGUGGGGGGAGGUGUAUGAUGAAGUUGCCAAGAAGGGAUUUGUGGUUGUCGGUGGGGCGAAUCCUGUUCGUACCCCCUCCAGAUAUGCAUCAUAGGUUAUCACUGACAGUGCAAAGACUGUAGGCUCGGUUGGGGGGUACCUGCAAGGCGGCGGUCAUGGAUAUCUGAGCUCGCGCCACGGACUAGCAGUAGACAACGUCUUGCAGUUCACAGCAAUAACUGCUUCUGGCACCCUCGUGACUGCGAGUAAGCACUCGAACCCGGACCUAUUCUUUGCUCUCCGAGGUGGGGGCGGCGGAACAUUCGCAAUUGUCCUGAGCGCAACGUUGAAGACCCAUCCUACCCCCCAGACAACCCGCCAUACAAUCCUCAUAGCAUCCCCUCCAUCCCCCGGGCCCCACGAAGCCUUCUGGGACGCGGUGGCCUACAUCCAUACCCACCUCCCACGACUCGCGGACGAGGGGAUGGCAGGGUACUUUGUCGUAAUACCCACAAAUGGGAGUAUGAUAUUCUCCUGGAGCUUCUACAUCUACGAGCGCCCCCCCAACACCGCCACAGCACUAUUCUCCCCUAUAGAAUCGCACAUAAAAGCCACGUACCCAAGUCUACACCUCUCAACCACAGAGAAGGAAUAUGCGACCUGGCUGGAGGCGUACAAACCAAAUAUAUACCCCGAACCCGUCGGCCAUAACUCUCUCCUCGCAUCCCGCCUCCUCCCACGCGCCUCGCUAGAAAACAGCUUCGAAAACGUCCGCUCUAUGCUCGCCACUGCGUUUCCGAAAGUCGGCCAUGGGGGCAUUGUUGGCCAGCUGAUUGCCGCGGGACAGGUCUCACGCAACAGACAUCUGCGCACGUCUGUGCACCCGGCCUGGCGGAGUGCGUAUUUGAAUUUGGAAAUCACGGUUACCUGGCCGGAUGAUACCCCGCUUUCCUCUGUGCUAGAGAUUCGUAGGUUUAAUAGUGAAGUUUCGGUAGGGGCGUUGGAGAAGUUGGCUCUCGCUGGUGGUAGUGAGGAUGGGGUUGGGGCCUACGUUAAUGAGGCUGAUGCAUAUACAAAAAGGGAGGAUGCUGGGAGGGUGUUUUGGGGAACGAAGUAUGAUGAGUUGAGGGAACUUAAGGAGCAGUGGGAUCCUGAGGGUGUGUUUUGGUGUAGAUUGUGUAUUGGGAAUGAAGGGUGGGUAGUGGAA